Messenger RNA from Perca fluviatilis (European perch), 4660 nucleotides. It is a transcript of the gene bcar1, whose product is annotated as BCAR1 scaffold protein, Cas family member. The record is from RefSeq and is a predicted model, not a curated record. Bases 543 to 3206 code for a protein of 887 amino acids. Gene Ontology annotation, molecular function: protein binding. Lineage: Eukaryota; Metazoa; Chordata; Actinopteri; Perciformes; Percidae. Gene Ontology annotation, cellular component: plasma membrane; focal adhesion; cytoplasm. The transcript has 8 exons. Gene Ontology annotation, biological process: cell surface receptor protein tyrosine kinase signaling pathway; cell migration.
CUCUUUAAGGCUGGAUCUGGAUCCGGAUCAUCCCUGGGGAGGCACGACAGCAGCGCACAGCGGCAGAGGCGGUUUACUCCCGCCGUUCACUCCCGCUACAGACCUGGCAACUUAACGGCGGAAGUCGCUUGACCUCCCGAAUUAUAGCUACGUCGUUAACGAGCUUUUAUCGGAGCAUUUCUGAAGAGGUCCGUGAAGGAAUCCGUGACUGGAGCGAGGAGCGGCGGAGGGGAGAGGGAAGAAGGCGGGGGGGACGGAGGAGAGUCAUCCCCGGCUCUGCUGGACAUUCAUGCGGCCACACUGCCGCUGGCUGCCGCAAAAACCUGCUUCUGCUGCGGACACAUUUUGACCCGACUACCCUCUACAGCCGGAUGUCUGCCAGUCUUAUGGAGUGCACCAAGGAACGGAGGAAGGAGGACUGACACUUGGGGAGCCGUGAAGGAAGAAAGCCUCGUCCUGUUGGAAAAGUAGCAUCCGGAGAAAAAGCCGAGCACUGCGCGUUUUAAAGCCGAGCAGCCGAGGAGAGUGACAGCACCGGCAAGAUGUCUGUCCCUAACGUGCUGGCCAAGGCGCUGUACGACAAUGUGGCCGAGUCCCCGGAUGAGCUGUCCUUCCGUAAGGGGGACAUCAUGACGGUGUUGGAGCGGGACACGCAGGGUUUGGAUGGCUGGUGGCUGUGCUCGCUCCAUGGUCGCCAAGGCAUCGUCCCCGGCAACCGCCUCAAGAUCCUGGUCGGCAUGUACGACAGCAAGCAGCAGCAGCAGGCCACGCCUUCCACGCCAGAGCCAGCCACUUCCUGUCCCUCCUCCCAGCGACCCCUCCACCCUCUGAGCGCCUACGCCCAACCAUCCCCCUCUCCGUCGUCGGCCGCCAGCGCUACUUCGUCCUCCGGGUAUCCCAACAAGCCCCUCCAUUCGGCACAGUACACGCCCAUGCAUCCGGCCUACUCCAGCCCCAGCCCCGCACAGCCCAACCCUGACUCCAUCUACAUGAUGCCCCCCUCCCACGGCCCCAAACCCAGUCCACAGAGUCUGUACCGCUCAAGCGGACUCCCUCCAGGACCCCCCAGCAAGGCCCCAGCAGUGGGCAAGGUGGUAGUUCCUACCCGGGUGGGACAGGUGUACGUGUACGACACGACCAAACCAGACCAGGACGAGUACGACGUCCCGCCCAGACAUCAGCCUCCCACCCAGCACGACAUUUACGACGUGCCGCCCACCCGCCAGCAGUACAACACACAGGUGUAUGACACUCCUCCCAUGGUGAUGAAGGGCCCCCCCAGUGGUAGAGAUAUAUAUGACACGCCAGCAAGCACAGACAAGAACACACAGCAGACGGUCUACGACUUCCCGCCGUCUGUCAGUAAAGACGUCCCUGAUGCUCAGCCAAUCAGAGAAGAGACCUACGACGUGCCGCCCCACUUUGCCAAACUCAAGCCGGCCCCCGUCCCGGCGGGCCUCAAUGACGACGACGACGAGCCGCCCAUCCCCGAGGAUGUGUAUGACGUGCCGCCCCCCAUCCUGACUGACAAGCAUUACCGCGGCAACAGGGGCGGAGUCAGCCAGGCCCCCCAGGAGAUCUACGACAUCCCAGCCAGCCUGCGGACCGGGGGGCACCCCACCGCCCACGACGUCUACGACUUCCCCCGGGAGCGAGAGGAGAAAGGAGGAGACAGGGGGGACCACUACAUCUACGAUGUCCCACCACAGGUUGUGCGGGACGCCCAGUCCACCAGCGAGGACCUCACCUUGUCCUUCAAGCGGCUGUCUGCCUCGAGCACAGGAAGCACCCGGAGCAACCACUCGGCUUCCUCCUUAGACAUGGUCCCUGUCCGCGACACCUCCUCCUCCUCCUCCUCCACCCUUCCUGCGCCGGGGAAGCCCCUGGUCCUGGACUUGGAGCAGGCCAUGGAGCGCCUGUCUCGCCUCCAGCAAGCCGUUGAGUCCAGCGUGUCCCUCAUGAUGUCCUUCAUCACAGGUAACUGGAGAAGCCCUGCUCACCUGGAAGGGAACCUCCCGGCCAUUCAUCAAGCAGCUGACCGGGUGCGCUCCACUGUUCGGGACUUCCUGGAAUUUGCGCGGGGCGCUGUGGCCAACUCGGCCCAGGCCACAGACCGCUCUCUACAGGCCAAGCUAGGCCGCCAGGUGGGCAAGAUGGAGGAGGUCUUCCAGACUUUGAUUCUAAACAGUCAGGGUUUAGACGCCGUUUCCUGGUCGCACGCCGCGCUCACGGCGCCGCCGGCGGGAGGGGACGACUUAGACCGGCUGAUCAUGACGGCGCGCGGCAUCCCCGACGACGCCAAGCAGCUCGCCUCCUUCCUCCACGGCAACGCCUCGCUGCUCUUCAAACGGACCCGGCAGCAGCAGCAGCUGCCCCUUCCUCCGAUCCCGGGGGAUGUCAGCGGUCACGUGACAGGAUCAGGAAGUGGGAGCUAUCAGGGAGGGGAGAGGGUUCACAUUCAGUCACGGCCCCUCCCCUCUCCGCCAAAGUUUACAGCUGCAGAGGAAGAGGAAGGCGUAGACAGGCCGUAUGGGAGCACAGAGGAAGGCUGGAUGGAGGACUACGACUACGUACAUCUGCAGGGAAAAGAAGAGUUUGAGAAGAACCAAAAACAGCUGCUGGAGAAGGGCAACAUCACCAGACACAAGACACAACUGGAACAUCAACAGGUACCUAUUAAACAGUUUGAGCGGCUGGAGCAGGAAGUCAGCCGGCCAAUCAACAACGACAUGACGGGCUGGGUCCCCGUGGCCAUCCAGCAUGCCCCCAACGGCUCCGGAGGCCCCGCUUCCUCCAAGCUGUGCCACGGUGACCGCCAGCUGCUCCUCUUCUACCAGGAGCAGUGCGAGCAGAACGUCACCACGGUGACCAACGCCAUCGACGCCUUCUUCACCGCCGUCAGCUCCAACCAGCCGCCCAAGAUCUUCGUGGCGCACAGCAAGUUCGUCAUCCUCAGCGCGCACAAGCUGGUGUUCAUCGGCGACACGCUGUCACGCCAGGCCAAGUCGCCGGAGGUACGGGGCCGCGUGGCGCAGAGCAGCAACGCGCUCUGCGAGAAACUCAAAGACAUCGUGAUCAGCACCAAGACGGCGGCGUUGCAGUACCCCUCCCCCGGCGCGGCCCGGGACAUGACUGAGAGGGUCAGGGAGCUGGCGGGCUGCACGCAGCACUUCAGGAUGGUGCUGGGACAGCUGCUGGUGAUGUAGGGAGGGUGGGGAGGCGGGGGUGGGGGGGAACCAAACAGUGACACAAACUGAGAUGUCCCGGGAACACCAUGGAUGUAUCAACAAAACAAAUAAAAUAAAACUGGAUACAGCGUUCGAGGCGGGGCCCCGUUCAUUCCUAUGAGAGUCGCUCAGUGGAGCAUGAAGCCAAAAAAGUCCCCCUCCCGGGCCUAAAAGGACCCGGAUGGUCCUCACUGUGCGGCCCACAGAGCAGGCGCACUGCCGACCUCUGCUGGCCGAGCCGGCUACUUCCGGUUUAGCGCUAAUUUGAAUGGCGAUUAAAUGAUUUAAUCGUGCGGCUUUCCCAAAUGUAAUCGGGGCCGAAUGGAUCAAAUUCUUAUAGUGAAAUGAGUCAUUUCGCGGGGGUUGUGUCUCUCCACUGAUUUACAAACGUCUCUGUCUCCGUGUAAGUCCAUGGGGGGGAAAAUGUCUUUUUGGGCUCCAUGGCAUCACGUGUCGACACAGAAGUUUCAAUUCCAGCGUUUGCCUGCUAUGUCAAAUUGGCUUCAAUGCCCGGCGCACAUUCUGGGGGCCUGAGGAGCACGGGGCAGUACGUCCUGCCUGUAAGAAGGGAUGGGCGACCCUGUGCACCCCUGCAGCUCGGCGGGGGGGGGGACCUGGAGCCCCGUGGAGCGCUGAGUGCUGCAGGAAACCCUUUCCCCCUAUCAUCCAUCCUGUGCUCCCUCCCUACCUCACCUUCCACCGGGACCAUCCUUCCCUUAUCCCCCCUUCCUCUGCGCGCUUUUUAUUCUCGACAAAACUAAAAGGAACAUUUUAUCUUCAGUGGGCUGGGCCAAUGGUUGUAAAAUAAUCAUUGUAAAUAUUUAAGUUACCUGAAAACCGGAAAGAAAAAAGACUUCCAGUAUAUAAAUAUAAAUAUAUGUUUGUUUUUUUUGAGAGAGAAAGAAAAGGUGAAAACGUGAGUGUAGUUUUUAGACAUUAUCAAUAAUUGUUAUUAUUAUUAUUAUUAUUAUUAUUAUUAUUAUUGCUAUACCGUAUAAUUCUGGCUCUGAUUCUUGAUCCGUGUAUCAUUAUUGUUAUGGAUGUGUAAAUUCCAGAUGAUAUGUAUGACUGUAUGUUGUUGUACAUCUAUGCUCUUCUCCAUCCCUGACAAAAGGCACACUUUCCAAAAAGCACUGGAGCACACAGCCAUCUUUAAACCUCACCGGAUGACAGGCCGACUCUUCCUCAUGCUGCCAUGUUGCCUGUGUGUUGGAGCAGUAUGUUACCGCCAAUGAGUUCAAUCCACCAGUGCAGGCAACAAGAGACGUCCGUGCAUAACUGUACAGUUAUUAAAGAUGAUUCAGUGCCCUCUCAGUGGCUUUUUUGGGAAAACUAUAUGUAGGUUGUUUUGUAAGACGCAUGUAUUAGAGAAAAGGAGUGUAAAAGGUUAAACACUAGAAAUGAAAUUAAACCUUCUUUCUUCUUUUCUCUGA